CAUUAGUUCCACCACCGCCCUUUCACCUUCCCCAUCUCUCACCCUUCGACAUCCCUUUCCUACACACACAUUUCACUCACACUUAACACUCACGAAAGACAGUGGAAAGAAUGGCCACUGCAAUCCAGACGGGUGGAUUCGUCCUGGGCCUGCUCGGCGCGGCCGCCAUCAUCGCCGCCACGGGGAUGAACAACUGGAGCGUCAAGGACCGCCAGGGGGACGUGGUGACCUCGGUGUACACCUAUAAGGGCCUGUGGCAGAACUGUGAGGUGGGCACCUCAGGCUUCACUGAGUGCCGGCCCCUCUACGGCCUCCUGGGCUUCUCAGGUAAAUAAUGUGGGAUUUUAUUAAACUCUUUACAUUUGGAGGUUUCUGAGAUACUGGUUAAGGGUUUGAAUUAGAGAUUGACUUGUAUGGGGAGUUGGAGAAGAAUUGGGGUGGUCAUCAGUGCAGUUUAGUUCCUCAAAAGGUUGAUCAACAACGUGUUUUCACCGAAAGUGAUUACCUGUAUCACCAAAUUGUGUCAAGGUUCUUAAAUGUACCACUAAACUAGAGUUGUAGUUCUAUUUCCACUCUGUAGUAGCCUAGUGGUCUUUUGUGUCCAAACUCACACUGACACCUGGGUUGGAGUUGAAACAGGGCAUCACCUGAACAUUUCUGAACAUUGAUAUUUUCAAAAUAAUCAAGUAGAUUCCUCUCCUAAUUGUAUUUAUCAAGCAACACACAGAACAGUUGGCCUGUAUAACAAAAAUUGAUCAUGGUUUAAGAAAAAAUACAUUAUUUACUUGCAGAAUAGGCUCAAUCAUUAUCUGACAUUUGAGGGGGAAAAAGGGAAGCUAAAAGUUGUUUUUACUUAUUUUACAUUUAGGAGUCUUUCUGCUUUUAGUUUCAGUCCUCUCCUCUCCCCAAAUGUACUCCCGCCCGUUGCCCUGGCCUGCUCCUAUCAGUAUUGACUUUAGCACCAGUGCAUCAUGGUUCCAUUGCAAGGUUCAUGUUCAGUAAACACCAUUAUCACAGGCAAAACAAUUACAGACAAAGAAUCAGAUUCAAAAUUCAAAUACCAACAGAAUACAUUUCAGCUUGUUAUUCACAUUGGAACCUCUAUCCCUGGUAAUUUGACUGCUAAACUCAUGGGUACUAAAACAAUGUGUGGCUCGUACAUCAGUAAUAUACAUAAUUAAUCAUAUUUACUGACUUUGGCUUCAUUACAUUUCAGUUCUGAAUAAUAUAUUGCAGUGUAUUACUGAUGGUCAUCUGGUGUGAUGUGUGUUGUCUUCCAGGUACCUUUCAGGCAGUGAGGGCACUGAUGAUAGUGGGCAUUGUUCUGGGUGUAAUCGGGGCGAUGAUAGCCCUGUUCUCCCUCAAGUGCCUGAAAAUGGGCAGCAUGGAGGAUUCCUCCAAAGCCAAGAUGACCCUUACAGCUGGGGUCAUGUUCAUCAUUGCAGGUAUAGGGACGAAAAUAUUUAUAUAGUGCAUGUUGCUUGGAGAACAGCAAUUCAAUCACUUAUUUCUACAUGUCUCUCUCUCUGAACUUAUGUCUUCGGUGAUAAUGUGUAACUACCCAAGUCCUCAAUCAAUCGUUAAAAUAAAUGUACAAUUCCAGUUUCACCGGCUUGCUUUUGUUAAACACUUAUUGUCACUGAGCAUUGAAUUUGCUUCCUCUCUGUCAGGCAUUUGUGCCAUUUCUGGAGCUUCAAUCUAUGCUAACCAAAUCGUGGCUAGUUUCAUGAUGACCACAUACAACCCCAAUUAUGGAGGAGGGAUGGGUGAGGGCAUGGGGAUGGGUGGUAUGGGAGGAGGAAAUAUGACGCCGAGGUAAGAGUGGAUUUCAUUUAUCUGUAUUUCCAUAUUUGGUCAGGGUAUCGCUAUAGACAGGUGAGUCAGUUCCUGACUGUGCUUUUUCUCUGUGACAGGUACACGUUUGGCCCCGCCCUCUUUGUUGCCUGGAUAGGCGCAGCUUUGCUCUUGUUGGGCGGGAUUCUGAAGUGUGUGGCCUUCAGGGGACUACAACCGGACAAGUCAACGUAAGUUAUCAAUAUUACAUAAUUUUCUAGCUAGAUUCAGGUGGGCCCAAAAGUGAACACUGUGUGAUGAAGGCAAUUUUUUAAAGUAAUUUGAAUAUGCAAUAUUGUAAUUUUCUUGUGUUUUUCCCCCAGCUACACAGGAGUCGCUUACAAAGCCCCCCAAGCCCAGAACAGGCCCGUCUAUGAUGACCACCAUACAGAGGAUGGGAAGAGAGACAACCAGAAAUAUGUAUAAUUCCUGUCAGAUUCUGCAACAAUACAUUUGAUUUUGCAUUAAGAAGCAUGUAUCUAAAUGUUGCUUCGGAAUAUAGUGCUCCAUUUUCAUAUACACACUUCCUAGAUUAGUUUGAAGAGUUUCCAUACAUUUUACUGCAUGUUAUUGAAAAAUGUGUAUUCUGUUGUGGUUGAUAGUAGGCUCUAUUUAUAUAGCAUUUUAUACUGCCAGUAACUGUUUUAGUUUCAUGUGGUCUUGGGUAAUGUGUUAUUGCUCGUCAAUAAACCAUUAAUGUAAAGCUUUCAUUUGUACAAUGAAAUAUACCAAAUACAUUUUCUAAACACCUCUAUUUAUCAAAAGCAUAUUUUCUGCAAUUAAAAUGUCCUACCAUAACAUUGAGUCAGAGAACACAAUACACACAGAGCCUAUAUUUGAAAACUCUGUGGCUCAUACCUGGAAACGGUGAUCUUAUUUUCUUCCACUAGAUGGCAAGAACGUUACACCCUUUGGCAAAUCAAAGCUCUAUGUUGGACAUACACCGAGUGUACAAAAUAUUAACACCUGCUCUUGCCAUGACAUAGACUGACCAGGUGA
Coregonus sp. 'balchen' is the source of this 2832-nucleotide messenger RNA. Lineage: Eukaryota; Metazoa; Chordata; Actinopteri; Salmoniformes; Salmonidae. The record is from the annotation of a GenBank genome assembly.